GGCAUUGCAUAUCUGCGCCUGAACCCACACACAUUGAUUAAGGCGGUAUACAUCACGAACGUCUAGAAUAACUUGCAUUGUACUCGCUGGAGCGGUCGCACGAGUCACCCGCGCUUGCUGCCUUCACGCAGCGUUGACGACCUAUGGACUUCGUCGUGUACCAUAUCCGGAAUGCGGCCCAGUUCUGGUCAGAGCUGGAGGAUUGCUUGAAGUUACAGCCGGAUGCAACACUCGAUCAACUUGACUCUGCAUUGGAGACAUUCGUAUCAAUAUGCUCGUCUUACCAUCAGGAGUAUCUUCCCACGAAGAUGCAGAUGGACCAAGCGGUUCGGAUGCUCUUAAGCAGUGAGCUGUUCGCGUUCCAUUCUGAGCGGGAGAGCGAGCGAGUACUAAGCGAGGCUCGAACGUGCACCAACCCACAUACUCAGCUUAUCCUCUUCCACAUCCUCCUUCACCAUGGCCGAACACAUCCAUCUUUCUUUCGCUCUGUCAGUAAAUGGCAAACCCUCAUCCCUCUGCUCAUGGACCACCUGCUCGUCGACUGUGACGUGGUUGUGCCGUUCACAAGUGCUGGGGGCUGGGUGGAAGAAAGGAUGAGGGUACUGAGCGUGAAGGUUUUGUACGAGGUCUGCAGAGUUCAAAAGAUGGGGUUGAAUGAUUUGAGAAUGUUUGACAACGCAUUCAUUGAUCAUCUGUUUGACCUGAUCGAGCAUACACGUACAUUUCCUGAUGAAGACCUCAACUACUCGUUAAUCAAACUCAUCGUUGCCCUGAACGAGCAGUUCAUGGUCGCCUCCAUCCCUAAUCCGCAGCAUCAUCAUCACCAUCUCCAUGAUCCGCAAGGUCAGCCUAGCCCCCCAAAUUCGGCUAAUUCCCUCCACAUACCUGACACAGGCAGUACCAAAGUCCCGCAAAAUCGAGUUCUCGAGGUACUAGUCCGCCGCUUAGGCUCAACGAAGACUUUCGGCGAGAACAUGAUCUUCAUGCUCAAUCGGGCGGACGGAAGUGCGGAAGCGUUGUGCAUGCAGCUCUUGAUUCUGAAGAUGCUGUACCUACUGUUCACAACACGAGGGACACAGGAAUACUUCUACACGAAUGACUUGUGUGUCCUUGUGGACGUGUUUAUCCGAGAGCUGAAUGACCUACCGGAGGAGAGUGAAUCCUUACGUCAUACGUAUCUUCGUGUUCUUGAUCCGCUUCUAACCAAUACCCAACUCCGACUUGUCCCUUACAAGCGUCUAGAAAUCCGCCGCAUCCUUCAAGCUCACCUCGCAAAUGCUCACAUAAGAGUCAUUAACCCUACCACAAAACGCUUGGUUGAACGCUGUCUCUCUGCCCCUUGGGCUGGUAACCAUGGGCCAGAAGAAGAUUCGCGCUCUAUCUCCAGUACCGGGUCAGGCUCCUCCCCUGCCUCCCCGGUGUCCGCUCAUAGGGCUGGGGCCGCUGUUGACUCGCUUGUGCCCUCCCUCGCCUCCCUCCAUCUACCAAAGAAUGACAAUAAAAGCACGACAUCCGUCAAUGCCGUUGCAGCUGCAUCACCCGUCACCACGAGCCCGAAGACACGACCUCGCCGCGCUAGCCGUUCUUUGUCAGACCCUUCCAUCCCGCCUGUCGUGACCCCCGAGUUCACACGACAUCACCCGCCGGUGCCUCACCUCCCUGCCAAGCUGCGGCAUGAGCAUCCAGUACGCAAGGCCUCGGCUCUCCCAGUUCCACAUGACCGUAUACGUGGGGGCUCCGCGCCAUCAACCCCGCCAUUGAAGAAACGAAAACCGCCUGCCAUUCCUGACCGAAGCCACAAAUACAAGUAUACCACACCGCCGACGAUCAGUGUUGCAGAGUUUGGGGUACCUGUGGAGGCUGAGUGUUUGCCUGUUCCUGCAAAGUCUAGAGGAAGGGGGACAGUGCAGACAUGAGAGGCUUUGCGGGGUAAAUGCCAUCCAAUGGUGUUCGUGGUGUUGUUUUGCACACAGUGAGGUUGAUUCUCUUAUUCGAUUCUCUCUUCUCCCAGCUUGUCUUCGUUACAAUUACGUAUGCACAAUCCUUGCAUCAUAGCAUUCUUCCUUCUCGCAUAAUAGCUAUGUGUAAAUACUAUCAGCAGUGCUUUUGGCAUUAAAUUUAUCGUUAUGUCCCU
This is a messenger RNA of Dacryopinax primogenitus, 2134 nucleotides long. RefSeq lists its product as uncharacterized. The transcript is spliced from 7 exons. NCBI's taxonomy places the organism in Eukaryota, Fungi, Basidiomycota, Dacrymycetes, Dacrymycetales, Dacrymycetaceae. Gene Ontology annotation, cellular component: actin cortical patch. Gene Ontology annotation, biological process: actin cortical patch localization; endocytosis; actin cortical patch assembly. The record is from RefSeq and is a predicted model, not a curated record. Gene Ontology annotation, molecular function: Arp2/3 complex binding. The coding region runs from base 144 to 1916 and encodes 590 amino acids.